This is a messenger RNA of Punica granatum (pomegranate), 2156 nucleotides long. The record is from RefSeq and is a predicted model, not a curated record. Lineage: Eukaryota; Viridiplantae; Streptophyta; Magnoliopsida; Myrtales; Lythraceae.
CAGAAGUUUCCGUCCAUCUCUUCCUCGUACAACAUAAAUAAUCAUUCUCUUCUCUAGUGCUUUGAGGAAGAAACAGAGAAAGAGAAGAGAAAUUUCUAAAAUGGGUGCUUCUUCCUUAGUUCCAUCACAUGCAUUAAUUGGAGCCUGGUUCCUCUUUGCAUCUCUCAUUGCAUUGUGCCUAGGCCUCUUUCCUCAACCUGCACUCGCCGGGGAUGAAGGCAUUACCCGACAUUACACGUUCGAUAUCAAGAUGCAAAACGUGACCAGAUUGUGCCACACGAGAAGCAUUGUCACAGUGAAUGGAAAAUUUCCUGGUCCUCGCAUUGUAGCCAGAGAGGGCGAUCGCCUCUUGAUCAAAGUCAUCAACCAUGUCCCUCACAAUGUCUCCAUUCACUGGCACGGGAUCAGACAGCUCCGAUCGGGUUGGGCUGAUGGGCCAGCCUAUGUGACCCAAUGCCCGAUACAGACGGGCCAAAGUUACGUGUACAACUUCACAAUCACAGGCCAAAGAGGCACUCUUUUCUGGCAUGCUCACAUUUCAUGGCUUAGGGCAACUCUCUAUGGCCCUAUCAUUAUACUCCCCAAGAGAAAUGCUUCCUACCCAUUUACAAAACCUUACAAGGAAGUUCCCAUUGUCUUUGGGGAGUGGUUUAACACAGAUCCUGAGGCGAUUAUUGCCCAAGCCUUGCAAACUGGCGGAGGCCCCAACGUUUCCGAUGCCUAUACCAUUAACGGUCUACCUGGCCCACUCUACAACUGCUCCGCCAAAGAUACAUUCAAGCUCAAGGUAAAGCCUGGGAAGACAUAUCUCCUCCGUGUUAUCAAUGCUGCACUGAAUGAUGAUCUCUUCUUUAGCAUCGCAAAUCACACCCUCACAGUUGUCGAUGUGGAUGCGAUCUACGUGAAACCAUUUGACAUGGACACGAUCCUGAUAACCCCGGGGCAGACCACAAACUUGCUUCUCAAGACAAAGCCUAGCUACCCAAAAGCCACCUUUUUAAUGACCGCAAGGCCCUAUGCGACAGGUCUAGGAACCUUCGACAACUCCACGGUUGCCGGAAUUCUCGAAUACGAAAGACCAGGAAGUUUCCAUCAUUCGGCUGGCUCAGUCAAGCAACUUCCUCUGUUUAAGCCGACCUUACCAGCUCUUAACGACACUUCUUUCGCUAUGAAGUUCAGCAAUAAACUCAGGAGCCUAGCAAGUGCCCGAUUCCCUGCCAAUGUGCCCAAGAAAGUUGACAGGCAGUUCUUCUUCACUGUUGGGUUAGGAACAAAUCCUUGUGACAGGAAGAACAAAACAUGUCAGGGGCCCAAUGGAACCAUGUUUGCCGCUUCCAUUAACAACGUCUCUUUCACAAUGCCCACGACAGCUCUCCUCCAAUCCCACUUCUUCGGGCAAUCCAAUGGGGUUUACAGCCCGUAUUUCCCUAGCAGCCCUUUAAUUCCUUUUAAUUACACUGGGAACCCACCGAAUAAUACCAUGGUGAGCAACGGGACUAAGUUGGUUGUCUUGCCAUUCAACACGAGCGUGGAGCUCAUAAUGCAGGACACAAGCAUUCUUGGCGCCGAGAGCCACCCGCUCCACUUGCAUGGAUUCAACUUCUUCGUGGUCGGACAGGGUUUCGGGAACUUUGACCCCAACAAGGACCCAAAGAAAUUCAAUCUCAUUGACCCUGUCGAGAGGAACACUGCGGGCGUGCCCUCCGGCGGGUGGCUCGCCAUCCGUUUCUUGGCAGACAAUCCAGGUGUAUGGUUCAUGCAUUGCCACCUAGAGGUCCACACGAGCUGGGGUCUAAAGAUGGCAUGGCUCGUCCUAGAUGGAAAGCUCCCCAACCAAAAGUUGCUCCCUCCUCCCACUGACCUUCCCAAGUGUUGACUUUGACGUCUCUUUAUUCUCUGAAGCCAUUUGACUUCCUCUUAACUUAAUUCUUUUGCUGUGUUGUCAAGCUUCUGUGUGUUUCAUUUCUGUAGUUUGGCUCAUCUCAGUUAGGCAUAAUUUGCGAUAUAGGGCCAAUCUCGCGGAUACCGCUGUUGGUGUUUUGUGAGUGAAAAUGAGGAAGAGAAUGGGAGUGUUGUGUCGUUUUUUGUACUCGAUAACAUCAUCACAAGAAUUUAUUCCAUGAGUUUAAAUAAAAUUAUCAAUAUCGGAUCACAAA